GUUACCAAUCUACUCGGAGCUCCUAAUUCAUGUCGAAUAGUCCGAUAACGUGUAAAGUCGAGUCGGCAAAUGUACGACGACGCGCUCCUCGGCCGGAUAAGAGUUUUCUAGGGUGACCGCACCACGCGAAGGAGACUCAGUGCUCAGAAAACCUUGGAGACUUUCGCCCGACCCGGGUCAGGUGCGUGACUGCCGAACGUAGCUAGGCUGUUACGUGGACAUUUUCAGAAUAGACCAGGAGAGUUCGGGAUUAAUGAGUUUCGCUUCUACGGGACAUCAGCGCGUCGUUGCAAAAGCGCAUUAAGGCCAUCCGGGACACUUGAAACGUAGUUCCCCCUCUUUGCAUGUUCUCUGCGUCCACGCACAAUGGAUCCUCGCACUCCAGGCUCCAGCAUCCGAGAGAUGCGCUCAAGUAUUUAACGUUUAACAAGUCCAAGUAUUUUCCGAGCAAACUUUCUUGCUCGUUAAUUCUGGAUUAACGAGCUUCGUUAAUUAACUCGAAGAAUCCUUCCUACGAAUUGUUAUCGCGUCGAGCAGUUGAGAACGAGACCCGGGAAGGAAUUGCAGGGCAAAGAGGUUGCCAUUGCCCUACCGUACGCGCACCGACUGUCAGCCGUCUUCCUCCUCGUCAGGAAAUCGUAGACGCGACAUUGCAUUUAUCACGUAUCUAAACUUUCGUCACCUAUUGUCCCUCCGAUCUCAGUCCACUGUAUUCGCUAUUGCCGCAUGAGCUUCUUCGACUCGUCUCCCACUAGGGAUGCACAGAGCUUUUCAAUUGCCGGGCUCAUUGUGAAAUGUAGUGCAGUCCUUCUGCAGAGUCGUUGUCGAAUUACGGCAAGUUUUUACGCUUGAAAAACAUAAACGCAACCUUCGGUGUUGCUCAGCAGGAAGCAGCGUACUGUGACCAUUUGGCGCUAUAUAAGUUGUCCAGGUCGCUCCUACGAAUUAUCAGUAAAUCUGCUGUGUCGAAGCUUAGCAACAUGUCGAAGUUCCUAGUCCUCCUUGCCGCGGUUGCUGCCGUCUCCGACGCCAUCCUCGUCGGCUACAAUGGCGCUUACGAGGUCGGCCCGGGACCUUACGGCCCUUACGGCGCUUACGGCGCUUACGGCUAUGAGCCAGCCCAUGCGAAUUCUCACGUAUCCGUUGCCGGACCUGUUGCCAUCGCAGCCCCCGUUGCCCAGGCUGGCUACCUGGGUGCCUACGGGAAUCCCUACGGUUAUGGAUACGAUCGAUCUCAGGACUAUUACGCGUAUCCUCAAUAUGCCUACAACUAUGGCGUCCACGAUCCUCACACGGGUGACGUUAAGAGUCAGGAAGAAAUCCGCGACGGAGACGUCGUCAAGGGUUCCUACAGCCUGAACGAGCCCGACGGCACCGUGCGCGUCGUCGAUUACACGGCCGACGACCACAAUGGAUUCAACGCGGUGGUCAAGAGGAUUGGCCACGCCGUUCAUCCUGCUCCGGUUCCAGCUGUCAAAUACGUCGCCGUCCCCGCGCAAUACGAUCACGGAUACGGAUACGAGAAACCCUGAGGGACUUGGAAGUCACGUCUCGUUUCUCAAAUCGUGGUCACCGACAGUUUGCGCAUGGACUUAUUUAUAUACUUGGACGCAACGCUUUAUUUUCAUUAUUUAUAAUUAAAUAUUUAUUCUUCCCUCAUUACUGUAUCAUGAAAUAUUUUUAUUUCAUUCGUUUCAAAUAAAAAGUUGCUGUGAGCUAAUUUUUCUUAGAAAUUAUGUUUAAAGUAUUUAUGCCUUGAGCGUAAUUCUACUUUGUGUUUUCUUCUUUAAAUAUAACAUUUUUUCGAAAAAAUUAAGACGAAGC
Molecule: messenger RNA, 1824 nt
Organism: Cephus cinctus (wheat stem sawfly)
Lineage: Eukaryota; Metazoa; Arthropoda; Insecta; Hymenoptera; Cephidae
Product: cuticle protein 19
Exons: 3
Coding region: 981-1532 (183 amino acids)
Cellular component (GO): extracellular matrix
Source: RefSeq, a predicted model, not a curated record